AUGGCUAGGAAAUGGCUGCUGCUUCUCCUGGGCCUCAGGUGUCAGGCUCUACCUGCUGGCAUCGCCGGCACCCCCUUUCCUUCUCUGGCUCCGCCCAUCACACUGCUGGUGGACGGAAGGCCGCAUGUGCUGGUGGUUUGCCUGGUGCUCAAUGCAGCACCCCCUGGUCUUGACAGCCCUGUCUGGUUCUCAGCUGGCAAUGGCAGUGCACUAGACGCCUUCACCUACGGGCCCUCUCUGGCAUCGGACGGCACCUGGACUAGCUUGGCCCAGCUUUCCUUGCCCUCUGAAGAGCUGGAGACCUGGGAACCCUUGGUCUGUCACACCAGGCCUGGGGCUGGCGGCCAGGACCAGAGCACACACCCCCUCCAGCUGUCAGUGGAAGCUUCCACAGCCAGGACUUGCUUUCCGGAGCCUCUCAUGGGAACACAGCGUCAGGUACUGCGGCUGAGCCUACUGCGCCUGCUCCUCUUCAAACUGCUUCUGCUGAAUGUGCUCCUGACCUGCAGCCGCCUCUGGGCGCCAGCGUAUAAGCACCUGCACCCACCACCCUCACCUGAAUCCCUGCCUCCCACCCACUGAGUUUGGACACAGGAACGAGUCUUUGAGCUUCCAUCUUACCCACCCUUCUGAGCCCAGGGUGGGGAUGCUGGACACCACUGCUCCCUGAGGCUGGGGCGGAAAACCCAGAGCCCAGGCUGUGAGGAGACCAGCUGAGGAUGCAGCUCACCAUCCCUCCACAGUGGUCCUCUUCAAACUGGGGAGGGGUUCUUUUUGCUUUUUUCUGUGUGUGGUCUGCCUCUUUUUUCCCCCCUGCCCCAGUCUGCCCCUUCUUGUAAAUGGAGCUAUUGGAGACUGGACUCUUGCCUCUCCUAUCAGACUGAGACUUUGGGAGGAAAAGGACUGUCUCUCUGUCAGACAGGGCAGGAGGAUGCGCCUGGUAACGGUAACUGGGCACAAUA
This is a messenger RNA of Apodemus sylvaticus (European woodmouse), 962 nucleotides long. RefSeq names its product pre T cell antigen receptor alpha (gene Ptcra). Lineage: Eukaryota; Metazoa; Chordata; Mammalia; Rodentia; Muridae. The record is from RefSeq and is a predicted model, not a curated record. Bases 1 to 582 code for a protein of 193 amino acids. Gene Ontology annotation, biological process: negative regulation of thymocyte apoptotic process. The transcript is spliced from 4 exons.